GGUUUAGGGUUUGAAUUGAGAAGACGAAGCAGAGUUCAAAAACAAGAAUUCGAAGGUUCCAAGCGCAGCUUCUUCCCGUUUCAUUCCUGUAAACGCUCUCCAAAUCAAACCGCUCUCGCUGAUUUGAAGCUCCUGGAUAAGAUUGAACGAUUUUUUCGCAAGCUGAGUGAGAGAGACUUGUUGAAAUGGAAAACGCAUGCAAGGAGCCAGAACCACGGUCCUCAUCAACAGGGAUUUUUGAGUUACCUGGAGAGCCUGCUGUUGUUAUCAAUGGAGUUCCUGAAGCAUCUCCAAGUUUCAAUGUUCCUGCUCUCUCUGAUGUCAAAAUAGGUUCAGAAUCACAUGAAGAUACAGGCUGUGGUGAAUGGUUAGAGGGGAGGAGAGUCCAAAAAUUGUUUGGAGAACAAUAUUAUACUGGUACCGUGACUGAGUUUGACAAAGAAACUGGCUGGUACAGGGUGGAAUAUGAUGAUGGUGAUUUGGAAGAUCUAGACUGGCGUGAGUUGGAACAGGUGCUUCUUCCUGUGGAUAUUAACGUUCCACUGAAAGGAUUGGCACUUAAGCUCAUCAAGAAGAGCCAGAAAACUGUUCACAAAUCUGGACAAAAAGUGGUUCGCUCUGGAAUUCAGGAGGCCAAACUUGCAGGGAGGAAGAUAAAGAAGAUUGAGUUAAAUGAAAAAGUUUAACUGAGAAAAAUUCUUAGAGCGUGGAAGAAGGGAAAAUCAAAUUACAUGCCACAUUAUGAAGAACAAAGAACCAAGGCGCGGAAAUGAAAUGCAUUUGGAAUUUGAGCAGGCUGUAUCUUUGGUAACUCAAAACUUCUCCAUCUUCGGUCUCCAUAUCAUCUUGUGCAAUCUGUUUCUGUUGUUGUUAACAGUAGUAUCAUCUAUCUCUGUAACUUUGUUAAGUCUAUUUUACCGCGUAAGGAAACAAUUUGCCAAUUUUUCACCCUUGUGCUGCAGCUUGCUCGAAACUCCCCUGGCUUCUUUAUCCUUCAUGCCAUGAACACUUGAAGAUAGAGAAUGAAAAAGAAGAACAAAAAAAAUCUAAUGGG
Messenger RNA from Rubroshorea leprosula, 1054 nucleotides. The record is from the annotation of a GenBank genome assembly. NCBI's taxonomy places the organism in Eukaryota, Viridiplantae, Streptophyta, Magnoliopsida, Malvales, Dipterocarpaceae.